This is a messenger RNA of Babesia bovis T2Bo, 995 nucleotides long. RefSeq names its product putative integral membrane protein. The record is from RefSeq and is a predicted model, not a curated record. The transcript has a single exon. NCBI's taxonomy places the organism in Eukaryota, Apicomplexa, Aconoidasida, Piroplasmida, Babesiidae. The coding region runs from base 100 to 378 and encodes 92 amino acids.
CAGGCAAGUACCACUUACAUGAUCCCAUACAGAUGGAUUCCAUACUCCCAUAUCAAUACAUAGGUAUAAAGUGAAAUAUGUGCGUAAAUUUAUAGCGUGAUGUGUAAGAAGGCUACUGCGAAAAAGUCAAAUGACCAGGCCUAUUCCCACCUACGGGAUCUGCUAAUACUGCUAAUACUAUCAGUGGCGCUGUAUGUAGUAACGGCAGUAACUUUGACUAAAGCUGCAGCACUAGACUUAGCAUACGUCACGAACUACUUGGGCUGUGCUGCCUUCCUUCUGGGAUCCAUGGCAUACAUCGUUGUACCGUUUGUACAGGCCUAUAAAAAGGCGCUACCUCGUAAGUCGCCUACACAAGAUAACAAAGUAUCACCUUAAGAAGGGUUAGAUACGGUAAAGCAUCGCUGCGGGGUGUUCACGAAGUUACUGUUGUACAUAUCUCUGUAGCAGUUGAUUACGUUACUGCAAAUAUAUUAUUUACUAGAUUUUGCGGCGCUACAUUAGCAAUUGUUAUGUAACCUUGCAGAAGCUGGAUAUCGCAUCAAUUUCCACACCAAGUUGCUGGCUCAUAGUGGAGAAUACGCUCAAAACUCUGAUAACACAAACUAAAGCACCUGGAAGUUGAACAACGCUACGAAGCACAAUUGAAAGAUAGCUGUAUGUCAAUAUAGCAGAAGUCGUAACAAGAAAAUCAAAAUUUAAAUGAAUGCAAUCUAAGAGAAAGUAGAGAUUGACCGACUAACCAGGACACGUUACGCUUUGAUAGAUCUCUCAAAGGAUUUAAUAGUUUUAACUCGUACAUUCAGUUACAUACUACUGUAUGAAAAAAUGAAUAUCAAAGGCGAACCAAAUUAAAAAAAUGGGCGGGAUAAGACCCACACUCUAUAUACUCAAUGGAAAUCUCCUUACUACAUCAACCGAAUAAACAUUGUGCGUUGAGAAAUAACAGCAACUUGGGAUCUAUUACAGUCACGUUUUGAUGAGGGAACGCAGUG